AUGAAAGAAAUACUAGAGACUCUAGUGGACAAGGCAGAGAAUGAAUUCGUACUUGAACAAGUGGAAGAAGCUGUCAUUGUUCAAGAAGAAGAGUUGGUUGAAGAUCUAGGCGAUGCUGAACUUCCUUGGGAAUCCAGAAUUGAGGAAAACUCCGUCCAAGAUGCCACAGUUGAUGCUAAGGAGAAUACCGUACAAUCUCCAAGGCAAGUCGUUUACGAAGAAUCAGAUGGAGUAAUCCAAGAAGCAAUUUUCCUUGAUGGUGAUAGUCACAAGUCUAGUUCUCCUAGUGAUGAACUUGCGUCCGCAACCACCGCCGGCCAGCCGCCACGCCACCACCCCGACGCCGCCGCCGCCCAGACGCCACCGCCGUACCACCCCCCUCCCCUUCUCUCUUCUUCUUUCUUCUUCUCUUCCCCCCUCUCCACCACUGCCAACCGUAGCCACUGCCCUCCACCACCGGCUAACCCGCCGCGCCCCCUCCGCCACCCACCCCCUUCAGCCACCAGCAACCACCACCCUCCCUUCCCCUAUCCUCUUCCUCUCUCACUAACCCUAAUACCCCCUCCACCGCCACCGCGACGCUGUGCACCACCGCCGCGCCGGAUGCCGCCGCAGUCACCUUCUCCCCUGAUGUCUGCCUCACAAAGGAAAGGCAAAGGCAAGGCUACUGGCAAGCGCAAGAGAGGAGCUUCCUCACAGUCCAUCAUUGCUCUAAUGCACGAUUCCUCAUGGCGGGAGAAGAACUUCACACAGCAGGAAAAAGCUGACCAACUGCUCCCUUCGACUGAUCCUAUAAAAUUUGCAAACCGGUACUGUGAGCUGAAGUACCCGACUUUUGCAAACUCUAGAAAUCUAUACCUGGAACGUUCCUUGAAGAUUCCAGAAGCCUUCCAGCAAUACACCACUGAGCAAAUCAAGCAAAGGGGCUGGUUCUUUCUGGAGAGACCACUGACAGAGGUCAAUGCAUCUUGGGUCCGGGAAUUCUAUUGCAACUACUACCUUACUACCCUAGAUGCAGUAAACCUGAGGGAAAAGCAAAUUCUGGUCACCGAGGAGGCCAUAGAGACCAUUCUUCAGCUCCCAGCCAAGUCCGAUCAGCCAGAUGGUUAUGCACAGGCUGAGGAGCACAUGGGCCAGAUGCAGUUUGAUUGGGAUGCUGUGAAGGCACGGAUAGCUCUCGACCCUGCUGUUCCUUGGGAGAUGGGUCAGAACACCACUAUGCCUAGAGGGAUCAAGAGAGUGUAG
Arachis stenosperma is the source of this 1245-nucleotide messenger RNA. RefSeq lists its product as uncharacterized. The transcript has 3 exons. The record is from RefSeq and is a predicted model, not a curated record. Lineage: Eukaryota; Viridiplantae; Streptophyta; Magnoliopsida; Fabales; Fabaceae. The coding region runs from base 1 to 1245 and encodes 414 amino acids.